GGCACCAUGCUCGGGUGCUGGUGGCUCGCAGGGCUGCUCCUAGCCUGCGCGGCCGCGGAGCCGCACUGCCGCCAGCAGCUGCGCCACCUGCAGGACAGCGCCGGGAUCGCCGCGCGGCUGCCGCCCCGCCUGGAGGGGCGCUGGGUGUCCACCGGGUGCGAGGUGCGGCCGGGACCCGAGUUCCUGACCCGCUCCUACCUCUUCUACACCAACCGGCUCUUCAAGGCUCUGCAGUUCUACUACUGGGACCCGUCCUGCCGCGACCCCUCCUACUCGCUGGUCAUCAAGGGCAAGCUCCGGCUGCGCCAGGCCUCCUGGAUCACCCGCGGGGCCACCGAGGCCGACUACCACCUGCACAAAGUGGGCAUCGUGUUCCACAGCCAGAGGGCCAUGCGGGAGGUGGCCUCCCGGAUCAACCAGACCUCUGGCCAGGGCUGUGAGGGGUUCCUGCCCCCGGGGCGCUCCUGGGCGCCCGGAGCCCUGUACGAGGUGCUGAGCGCCAGGACGGAGCGCGACUGCAGCGCGGCGCUGGGCUUCGCCAUGCACGAGCUGAGCCUGCUGCGGGUGGAGAGGCACUUCCAGCCCCUGCCGCAGCCGCAGCGCAGCGGGAGCCGCCUGGUGGAGGAGCUGUACCUGGGGGACAUCCACACGGACUGGGGCGAGAGGCUGCGCUACCGCCCCACCGGCUACCAGCGCCCCAUGCAGAGCGCCCUGCACCACGUGCACCCUUGCCCGGCGUGCGGGAUUAUCUCCAGGGCCGACGAGCAUCACCCGCCGGUGCUGCCCGCCCGGGCCGCGCUGCCCAUGCAGCUCGGCGGCAGCUGGGUCAGCACCCACUGCGAGGUGCGCCCGGCCGUGCUCUUCCUCACCCGCUUCUUCACAUUCCACGGCAACAACCACACCUGGGAAGGGCAUUACUAUCACUACUCCGACCCGCUCUGCAGGCAGCCCACGUUCACCAUCUACGCCUCCGGGCACUACACGCAGGGCAUCCCCUCCUCCAAGGUGCGGGGCGGCACCGAGCUGGCGUUCAAGGUCACCCAGGCUCGGGUGACGCCCAUGGACCAGGUGACGGUGCUGAUGCUCAACUCCUCGGAGCCGGGCAGCUGCGGGCUGGCGGGCUCCUGGAGCGCCGGGCUGGAGCAGGAUAUCACACCCACGAACGGAUGUUUGGCUCUGGGCAUCAAGCUGCCCCACACCGAGUACGAGCUGUUCAAAACGGAGCAGGACUCGCAGGAGCGCAGCCUCCUCUACAUCGGGGAGCGACCCACGGACGGCUCCAGCCCCGACAGCCCCGACAAGAGACCCACCUCCUACCAGGCCCCUCUGAUCCAGUGUGCUGCUGCCUCGGAGGAGUUCUCCAACUACAUUAGUCUGAAAUACGUGGGAAGAAAGGAUGCUAAUGGGAUUGAAGCACUAAAACCUUUGCCUGUGGCCUUUUUAUUGUUAAUAGCACUUCUGUUUUUAAGAUGGGACUAGUUAUCUCUUCAGGUACCGUGCAGAAUUCAGAUAAAUCUUGGUGCUAGCGUGAUUUUUAUAUCCUUCAAAUGAGCACAUCUGGAAUCAGUUUUACUCAGAUUUGGAAACACUUUUUAAAAACACCCAAUAGUGAAUGAAGCCAAGGAGAUAUGCCUGACUCCACACUGUUUGUCCUGUGGCUUUAUUGCCUAAUCUCCCCUCUUUGCGUGCAAAUUUAAUGUAGUGACAUGGAUGCACUGCACAUUGCGACAGAUAAUUUAGCAACAUGAGGGGGAAAAAGAGUGACAUCAAUUAAAAUUGCUGCUUUGAGCUUUUGACAUUGCUAAAAUUUAAUCAAGAGCUUGAUUCAGAUGUAAUUCAAACAUCCAGAGUGUUGGCUGCUGAGUUUCUUUGAGGUUAAGUUCCCUCCCAUCACACUCCUUUUUGCUGUUCAUGCAAAUUUAAUCUGCAGAGUCAGUCAGCAAUAAACAGUCAGCAAGUGUUCUUGAGAAGGGCACGGUUCACAUGCCUCUUGCAGAUAUUUUCUGUACUUUGCCUGUGUAUGUCCCACACAGGGACCCACAAACAGUCUUUGUACUUGGAGAUGCCCAGAACAGCCCUCACAGAGGGCUCGACUUUUUCACCUGACCCUGGCCAUAGAUUACAGUAGAUGGAAAACACUUCUGUGCACACCAGCUGCAAGGCUCAGCAUUCCCUGGCUGCAGCCCUGCAUGCCUGCUGUGCUGCCCCAGCUCUCCAGUGCAGAGCUGGCCUGGCUGUGAGACACCAGCAGUGUCCCCACGUCACUGCUGCCAUGCCUGGCACCGUCACCAUGCGCUGUGGGAAGGGAAAGAUCCCUCACCAGCCUUCCCGGGCCAUGCAUUUCCACUGCCUCCUUUUCAGCUCCUGGCACAGCAGUUGUUAAUCCAGCUCUCCUCCCAAAUUGUCACUUCCAGCCUCAUUCCUGUACAGAUGUUUUAUAAAUCUGCCUCUGGUAAACAAUGAGCUGAAGAGAUGCUCAGAUCAGACAGCACAGUCAGGUCAAACUGAUUCCUACUGACAAGCAGGACAAACAAUAAAAUUAUAUUCCCUGUCUGCUGCAGCUAAGCAUCAUAUAACUUCCUCGAGAAGCCCCUCUCCAGCAGCUAAAUCCUCUCCAAAUAAGCCUAUAUAUCUUACCCACAAAGGAUAUUUUGUUAAAGCAGCUAUGCAAUAGCCACCUUCGUAAUGCUGUAUUUAUGAACUUGCAGCUUGUACUUAGAUAAAUUAUGGGGUUUAUAACACAAAAAUACUUUGGGGGGAUCUGUACAUUAAUAAUUCAAAUGAGAUGCUUAUUAAAUGCAUUACAGUUGUGACAUAAAUGUUGUCAGCAUGUUCACAUGUUCCAGGCAUGACCCAAUAUUAGUCAGAAACAGUUCUACCCCAAGGUGAUACACAAAAGGGCCAGGCUUGGCUGCCUUGCCUUGGGUUCCCUCCCUAAUCCCUGGAGACUUCAGGAGGCAAAUCUUAUUUCCAGCCUUGUUGGUUGUGCUCUGUUCCUGCUGCUGCACUGAGAUCCAUGGGCAGCUGGAAGUGAUCUCAGAGGAGGUGGUGUCUCCUUGGGGAUGUUCCCCUUAGGAUGCUGUGAACUGGAGCAAGUCCUGGGCAGCUCAGCUGCACCUCCUGUAAGCCAUGCACUGACAGAAGUGUUCCUUCAGGAGUUUCCCAUCACUGUGCUCAGCACAGCCCAGGGAAAGGCUCCUGUGCUCCCAUCAGCACAGGCACCUGCUCUGCAGGACACAGAUGCCCAUGGCAGGAAUAGGAACAGCCUUGUGCUGCCUUUGGAGCGUGGCUGGAAGAGGGACAAGAGAAAUUCCUGCCCUACAUUUACCCCCAUGAAUCAGAUUUGUGUGCAGAUACUUUUUUCAUUUACACGGCAGAGAAAUGGAUUAAAGUUAACAAGUGUCCAGGACCUGCAUGGUAAAAGCUCUUACAAGCCACAGAUCCUUUCCAGGUGGGGAUGGGAUCAACAUGAUGUGAAACCCCAUCACACACUUAUGCAAUGUUAGCAACAAGCCCUUGGGCAGGCUCUGUCCUGCAGCAGCUCAGGCACCACUGGCUCCAGCAGCAGCAGUGUCUCACUGCUCUGCUGGCUGAACUUCCCUGUGAAACCUCAUCAGGAGCCUCCUUGUCCUCUUCCCCCCUCUCAGUACACCUCUGAGAGGAAAAAAACCCACAGAAGAACUAUUUGCAUAAAUAUCAUAACUUUUAUUGUUCUGUUCACAGUUUUUGAAGACACAUUCCUAAAUUACACAGUUAUUCUCUCUUAAGAAUUUGUGCCUUUUUCCAAUUUGAAUUUGCCUGGCUUUGACUGCCAGUUGGUGAUUCUUGUGUUGCUUUUUAAGAUCAGAGAGCUGCAGUGUGCAGUAUUUUCUGCCUGUGAAGGUACUAGUGCACUAUAAUCAAGACAGUCACAAUUCUGGUAGAAAAACUCAGAUAACUGAGUUUUUUUCUCACCCUCUCUAAGGCAUUUCACACUCCACCAGUAAUUUCUGAAUCCUUUUUUUUGCAUCCAUUCCAAUUACUCGGCUUCUCUUGUAGAAUGCAAAUAUCCAAAUUGCAUCCAAAAUUCCCAACUCUCCCAGCUGAGACAUACAGAAGGAUAAUCACUUACAGCUAACAGUAAUUAAAAACAAGAACACAUCCGUAUUCAUUAGGCUUUUACCCUGGGACAGCACUGGGAAUGUACAUGGAGCUGUUAUUCAUUCUGGUCCUGGCUAUGGAUAUUUUUGUUAUGUUUUAUCAGCACUGAUUUUGUAUGUGUUCCUCAGUGACCUGGAACCACUGAAUCUGCCAGGUCCCUGCAGAACCCUUCUCUGGGCAUCCCCAUUUCGUUGUGGUUCUCUCUGAACUGCAGCAGUGAGUGAUUGUCAGGGAACACAGAGCUUUGCAGGGCCCUGCCAGACCCAGCUCACUCUGAGCCCAAAGAGAACUGAAACCCAAAGGACAGAAUGAAAGGACUUACACCAAGCUCUGUCAGGAACACCCAUCUCCUUUUGCAUCCCUUUCCAGGGUGUUUCACUGUCCUGACCCACUGACCACCCCCAGCAGCAGCUCAGACACUGCCCCAGGUUCCUCUCUUGCAAACACUGGUCAAGGUUUCUGGGCCUACUGAAUUAAAAACUGUUGAUUUUUAAUCCUGAGCGUUGCUAAGGAAUGACAUCACCUUUCCAAUUCUCUUACAUCAUCCCUAAGUUUUAUCUCCUGCAUCUAUUUCUUAACAGUUCUGCUAUUGCAGAUUUCCCCUGAAUUUCAGCUCAUCACCCUCUCCGAGCACUCCAACCCCUAUUUUUCUUUUCCUUUGGCUUGUGCUUUCCUUAUUUUUUACAUUUCCUAACUCCCAUUUUGAAUGAAUUGCUGUCUGCUCCCCUUUUUCUUAUUUGUUUUAUAUUACUUUCCAGCUAAUUUUCCCCUCAUUUCAUCACUGAAGUAGGAUGGGCAGUUAGCCAAAGUUGUCCCCCUUCUCAAUUGCAAAAUUAUUCGGUUUUUGGCCAUUUAAUAUCUUUCGCUUAGAAAACUGUCAAUUCUACUUCAGUUUUUCAUCUAAUUUCCUCCCCACUCCCAGAUCUGAUAUGAAAUUUGCUCAGCUAUGCCCUUUUGAAGCACCAAUUACAUUUAUUAGCAGCUCACACGGCUGUUUGCUGAGCUCCACUGCAAUCAGGAUCCCAACCUCAGGUCUGACAUUCAUUUAUCUUUAGCUGGCAUAAACAAGACAAACCCAAAUAAUUUCAUCUUUCAUGUCUAACACUGCUUCAGAAAAACAGGUCUAGGACAUAGACCAGGAGCUUUAAUCCUGACUAGUGGGUUGCUUUCUACUACAAAACAAAUAAAUACCUUUUUACUGUAAGAAAGCCCAAGCCAAUGUGUGCUGGAAGUUGAUGGUAACAGGCACAUGUGUCUUAGUAAACUCUUCUACAUUCACUUCUCUUACAAUACUUUUAAAAAAGAUUAAUGAUUUUUUAACUAUUCCAAAAAGCAAAAAUAAAAUAAUUUCCCAAGUCUCAAACAAUUUUCUGGCUUCCUGCACUGAGUCUGAGCCUUCAGUACCUUCUUUAAUAUCACAAGCUCCUCAGACAAGCUGCCUUUCCAAUUUUCUGCUUCUUUAGCAGGUGCAGAAGUUUAAAGCAUGAGCCAAGUCUGCCAAACAGUCCUGGGUCUGACACACAGCUCAAUUAACAGUAACUUAUUUUUCCAAUUAACCACCUUCAUGCCUUCUUGUUUAAAAUACCUUAGAAUGCAUUUAUGCAUUCUAGAUUUCCCAGAUAAAAUGCAACAAAAAAAAUCUGGAGCACUUUUGGAUACAUUAACAACACUGUGCUACUGCUUUAUUUGAGAAAUAAUCCACAUGGAAUAAAUAUAAAAGCCUGUCCCACACUAUAAAUAAACCCACUGCACUGGAACAGCAGAAGGAAGCUGGAGACAGAAAGGAGAUGGGUGACAAGACUUGUCACUCCAAACUCCACAAAGAGUGAAGAGGAAGAAAAAACAAAAGAGGAAGCAGGAGGUGAGUGGCUGUGUGGGAUGGGGAAAGGCUUCAGGACAGUCAGAUCUCCAUGAGAGAUCCAAGGGAGAGCCCUGCCAGGCAGCCCCAGGGCUGGGACAGGCAGGCAGGGAAGAGCAAGCCUGGAAGGGUGAUGGGAAGAAAGAAACCCAGAUGGAAAACAGGCAGCAGGGAAGAAAAGCCAUUUAAAGAUGCUCAGCUGAAGGUGAGUUUCUCUGCCGAGGAGCAGGGAAGGAAGAGGGAUGACUUGGCCUGGACCGAAGCGCCUGGGAGGGGAUGGAGCGAUGGACAGCUCGGGCAGAACAGAGCAGGAGGGAGAUCGGGCAGCAGAGCCUCCAGCCCCCACAGAAAUGCUCCUUUGGGCUCAGCACUGAGGCAGAGAUCCCUGGCUCCAAUCACACUUGUGUGUGGCCUCCCAGUGAAAUGUGGAAACAGAAAUUGCUGCUUCAGCUCCCAGUUCCUCCCCACCACGUUAGGAGCUCAGGUCAAGAGCGGGGAUCCACACAAAGAAUUCCCCUGACACACACGUGGGUUACACCCAACACCACAGUGCCACAUUGGAAGUUCAACUUUAAAAAUCCUAUUUAUAGGUAGCUUAAGAGAAAUAAGGGCUCUCCAGGCACACAAAGCUGGGCAGUUUUGGACAAUUUCUGAGCAGCAUCAGCUCAGUUUCUGAUCACUGCAAUGAUCACACACUGCAAUGUCCUCCCCAACUCACAGUGCACAAACCUGGUUCUGCCCUUUCCUAACUCCUGAGUGCUUGACUUUGUACAGCCUUAAUAAAGGUCUUUUAAAAGUAGCUCUCUGUGGGUAAUUGUGUGUGGGACAUUUGCCAACCUAAACAUGAGGGAGUUCAAGAGGCUUUUCUAAUCUUGUGAGUUUAUCCACCAAAGAAAAAGAUUUGAUUAAAAAAAUGAAGUACAGCUGAACUGGGAACAAUACUUUACUACGGGCUGUUCCUCAUAGGCACUUCGAAAUCUUGAAAAAAACCCCCACGAAAUUAGGAACUUAUUAAAUCAGAAAGAAACGUACCAAUGAAGAAACAUAAACAGAAAUGCCAGAUGUAUAAUGUCAACUUGUAAUGCACAGCUUCAAUUAAUUCUUCUUAAUUCAUUUGUUUUCUUAACUUCUUUUUGUUUUGCUCUCUGGAAAAGGCCAUUUUCUAAUGACAGAUCACAGGAGGAAAGAUCCAAAGUUCAAGUUUACUCCAAGGAAAAGCAGCCUCGUUUCUGUGCCUGCAGACCCCACAUCCCUUUUGUAAUUUUCACUCUUGCAGAGGCUUCAGGACAAACUCAGGCCUGGACUGGGAGGCAAAGAGAUCUACAUGGAAGUUUAGUAAAGAUUUCAAAGUCUUACUUUUUGACUACAAAUGUGAGAUUAGUUCAUGAACAGGAACUGAAGCCACAGGAAAUGGCGGAGGGAAUGACAGGCACAGUCACUCUGCAGGUGUGCAUGGUGCUCAUUGGAGUAUCAUAUGCAAGAUUCCUGGCUGGCUCUCAUUUGUGUUAUUUUAAAAAUAAUCUGCAUUUAUCCAGUAAAAAAAUGCAACCCAUUAAUCAACCAACUUUUACAGUUAAGCAGAUCUGAGCAGUGGAAACACAAUUACUUUGUUCUGUGAAGUGGAUCUUCUUAAGAUCCCAAACACAUAAACUGAAUUUCACUCACCACCUGCCACUUCUCCACUUCCUCACUCGAGGAUCUGGGCCAUGGAUGCUCCCCCACUCCCCAGCCAUGGCACAGUGGCUCCCCAGGCCCUGUGCAGCACCAGUGCAGCACCAGUGCAGCUGUGACCCAGCCACUACAAACAGGAGCUUCAGAGUGUUAUUUUACAGGGGCUUUGGUUUCAAACAGAGGGAUUUUUAGUGGUGCUUUUUUCUUCACUUACUUUAUAUAGAAAACAGAACUCAGGAUGUGAAUUUCAGGACACCACACAGGGCAAGAGAAACAUCAUUUCAAACUUCAGAGCUCUGCAGUGAAGCCACUACUGUGCCUGAAAAUUAAGGACAUUCCACUGAAAAGACAGAAGUGGCAUUUUCUGAAGAAAAGGGAUGAUAGUUUU
Molecule: messenger RNA, 8057 nt
Organism: Ficedula albicollis (Collared flycatcher)
Lineage: Eukaryota; Metazoa; Chordata; Aves; Passeriformes; Muscicapidae
Gene: APCDD1L
Product: adenomatosis polyposis coli down-regulated 1 like
Exons: 4
Coding region: 7-1479 (490 amino acids)
Biological process (GO): negative regulation of Wnt signaling pathway
Cellular component (GO): plasma membrane
Molecular function (GO): Wnt-protein binding
Source: RefSeq, a predicted model, not a curated record